Molecule: messenger RNA, 537 nt
Organism: Trichophyton benhamiae CBS 112371
Lineage: Eukaryota; Fungi; Ascomycota; Eurotiomycetes; Onygenales; Arthrodermataceae
Exons: 1
Source: RefSeq, a predicted model, not a curated record
AUAAAGUUCGAAUCUACAACUCCUCCGCCUCCUUCCCUCGCAACGAUUGCAACAAUACCCUAUGAGCUGGCCCCGCCACCUCAGGUCACUUACACAAAUGGGAAUGGGUCGAGCAUUGAUCCUAACUCUAGCAGCCCAGCCCAGACAUUUUCAUCUCCUGUGACUCAUUCACUCGCACGAUGCGAUGUUAGCCCUACUCCAACAAACAACUUUGACCCAAGUUCAUUCCACAAUACUUUCCCUUCAGUUGUGCCAGGCCUACAUCACUGGGACCCCAAUUAUACUACAGCAUCCACAACAGCCAGUUAUCUUACGUAUCCUAGUGCCACAAUUGAUCCCAUGUCAUGGUUAGGCACCAUUGGAGAGCAAUACUCCCAGUUCUUUAACCAGCCAUACCAAUCUAAUAUAUUCCGAGAUCGAAGGCUGAGCUAUGAGGAACAUGCAGAACUUAUGGAUACCCUCGGUCACGAUCUACCAGACAUCUCACAACUAGCUGAAGAAACAGCUACGUUUUACACUCCUAGCAUGGUACCUUAA